ACAGUGAAGUCGAGGAUCAAACUCGUGGCAGAACAGCAGGCCAGUGGUGGUCAUCCAGCCAUGCUGAUGUGCAGUGCGUACAACUUCUACCCCCGAGUCAUUGAUGUGUACUGGCUGAGAAACGGUGAAAAGGUGACCAGUGAUGUGACCGCCACUGAGGAGAUGGCUGAUGGAGACUGGUACUACCAGAUCCACUCCCACCUGGAGUACACGCCCACAUCUGGAGAGAAGAUCUCCUGUGUGGUGGAGCAUGCCAGCUCCAAGAAGCCCAUCAUCAUUGAGUGGGAUGGCUCUCUUCCUGAGGCUGAGAAGAACAAGAUCGCUAUCGGAGCUUCAGGACUGAUGUUGGGGAUCAUCCUGUCAGCUGCUGGAUUCCUCUACUACAAGAAGAAGUCCUCAGGCCGGAUCCUGGUGCCGAGUUAAGCUCUGGUCUUUGUGGUGUUGAGGACUCGCCUUUACUCUCAGGUGGUGAAGCAGCAGAAACUACAACAGAUUUUGUCGUCUGCAUUCUUUAUAGAAAACAUUUAAACAGCUGUUUUAUUUCUAAGAAUCUUCAUUAAAAGCACAAGCUUGAUUGUUUUCUUCUUAUGAGUUUUUAUGUAUUAUUAAUGAUGAGAGGAGCUAUUAGAAAUAUUCUUUACUGCACAAAUUUCUGUGAGUACAUGAAAACUGAUUUUCACAUUGAUCUAUUACAGAAUUAGUAAAAACAUUUAUAGACCAUCUUUACUGGAGACUUUAUUAUUAGGUAUGUGUGAGCAAAUCUGGCUUUGACUAACUGAAGAACUCUUUAAAUCUGCUUCUGUAAUUAUUCAUACUUUUAGCUUUUCCUUAACAGACCAGCACCAAAGAGACAAACUUCUAUUAACAAACACAUUUCUAUUAUCAUCAGUCGCUCUAUGUAUAAUACUUUAAGGUGGAAUUGGCUCUUGAUUUUGUGUGUAUUUGACUGCUUUUAAUAAAUAUUUCUAAAUUA
Molecule: messenger RNA, 973 nt
Organism: Pygocentrus nattereri (red-bellied piranha)
Lineage: Eukaryota; Metazoa; Chordata; Actinopteri; Characiformes; Serrasalmidae
Product: rano class II histocompatibility antigen, A beta chain-like
Exons: 4
Coding region: 61-423 (120 amino acids)
Biological process (GO): antigen processing and presentation of exogenous peptide antigen via MHC class II; immunoglobulin production involved in immunoglobulin-mediated immune response; peptide antigen assembly with MHC class II protein complex
Cellular component (GO): MHC class II protein complex
Molecular function (GO): MHC class II protein complex binding
Source: RefSeq, a predicted model, not a curated record